This is a messenger RNA of Hevea brasiliensis (rubber tree), 2518 nucleotides long. Its product is annotated as cation/H(+) antiporter 15-like. Gene Ontology annotation, molecular function: antiporter activity. Bases 227 to 2503 code for a protein of 758 amino acids. Gene Ontology annotation, biological process: regulation of pH; proton transmembrane transport. The record is from RefSeq and is a predicted model, not a curated record. Gene Ontology annotation, cellular component: membrane; endomembrane system. The transcript is spliced from 4 exons. Lineage: Eukaryota; Viridiplantae; Streptophyta; Magnoliopsida; Malpighiales; Euphorbiaceae.
UCAAAGCUGUUUAAUUAGCAUAUAGUUGUUUGAUAUAUUAACAGAUUUAAAAAAAAAAAAAAGAAAAAGUUGUUGCAGCUAAUUUCCAAGUAACCUUGCAAUAAAAUCAUGAACAUCUCCAUGGUUCUUGUAAUUCAGGACUUCUUUAUCCACAUUGUCCAUCUUCUUGUCUCUUCCGAUCUUCUAUGUGCCAAUUUUGGAACCCAGAAAAGAAGAGGACAAGAAAAUGGUUUACUUUGAAACUGAUUGCAUUGAUUUCAAGGAGGAUAUUUAUGGUCGUGGCUUAUUUUCUGGGAAUAAAAAAUUUAACCCUUUCAAUGCUAUAUAUCCUGUCUCCAUGGUUCAAGCAAUCUUGGCAUUAUUUAUGUGCAAACUUGUGUACUAUGCUCUCAGGCCUUGGAUAAAAUCAAGAGUUGUCUGCAAUUUCUUGGGUGGGAUCAUUUUAGGAGCCUCUGUUCUGGGUAAGAACAAGAAAUACAUGGAAAACAUUUUUCCUGACAAAGAGAUGUUGGUGCUUGAUACAAUAGUUAAGAUUGGCACAGGAUACUUCAUUUUCCUCACAGCUGUGAAAAUGGACGCAGCUAUGUUCCUAAAAAUGGCAAAGAAUAUUUGGAUUAUCAGUUUAUCAAGCUGCCUUAUGCCUCUUUCAUUUGCCUUAGUAGUGUGUUUGAUGGUAAAGAGGAGAAUUAGUGAAUUAUUUGGAAGAGCAGCCAGCAAUAUACACAUCUUAUGUCAUGGGCUAUCAGUUACUUUAUUCUCUUCUAUUGCUGAUGCCAUGGAUGAGCACAACCUUUUAACUACAGAGCUAGGCCAACUUGCCAUGUCUACAGUAAUGUUGAUUGAGGCAAUUGGUUGGUCUCUUAUGUGCUUCUCAAUCAUUUUUACACAGGAAAAUAUUUAUUCUUCAAUUGGAACUUCCCUUUCCAUAUGUUUACUAGCAGUUUUUGCUGCAUAUAUUGUAAGGCCAGCAAUAUUACAAAUUAUCAAGAGAACACCAGAGGAGAGUUCUGUUAGUGAAAUUAGUGUUGUAGCAGUACUAAUAUUGGUUCUAGUCAUGGGUUUUAUUGCUGAUUCAAUGAUUGGAGGCUUUCAACUUGGGGUUUUACUGAUGGGGUUGAUCAUACCAGAUGGACCUCCACUAGGUGCAGCUAUAGUAGAGAAAACUGAAACCAUGGUGAUGGAGUUUUUUCAGCCUUUGUUCUUCCUUCUUAUUGGUUACAAUAUAGAUGCUUCUUUGAUAUUCAACUAUAAUGGUUUUGGCUUCUUGCUGCUCUUAGUUGUUGGAGUUCAAAUAGGAAAGAUAUCUGGAAUUCUUUUGGCUUCACUGUUUGUUCAUAUCAAUUUUCGAAACGCUGAUUUGCUCGGCUUCAUUUUGAAUUUCAAGGGCGUCAUCAACUUAGCAGCUAUGGAGAGAUGGCUCAUCAAUGGUUUGGCAGAUGAGAGGAUGUAUACUGCAUUGAAACCUGAAAUCAGACUCAUCGAAUCUCCUUGUCCACAAAAAUACAGAAGAACACUUCAAACAACUCCAUUUGCAGAAGAAUUUCACAUUCUUACCUGCAUUCACGGUGAAGACAAUGUCCACAGCAUCAUUACUCUACUAGAAGCAUCCAACCCAACUGUCAAUAGCCCUUUAAGCAUCCAUGCAAUCGAGCUUUCUGGUAGAGCAGCUCCAUUGCUCACACCUUACAGUGGCCACAGCAAGAGUUUCAAAUCUAACAAUUCAACAUAUCAUAUUAUGCAUGCCUUUUCAAAUUAUUCAAGAAACUCCCAUGGUCCCGUCUUGUUAAGACCAUUUGUUUUGGUUGCCCCAUUCAAGACCAUGCACAACAUCAUUUGCAACUAUGCAGAGGAUAGAAGAGUUCCUUUCAUCAUCGUACCUUUCCUAGGAAAUCAACAAGAUAAUAACCGUCAUCUCUUGCGGAGUUUUAAUGCACAGCUUCAAGCAAAUGCACCUUGCACUGUUGGGAUCUUAGUACAAAAAGGAUUGCCACCUCGAAAAAACUUAUUAGGUCAGUUCUCUUGCAAUGUAUUAGUCAUCUUCAUGGGUGGUCCUGAUGAUUCUGAAGCCUUGAAACUUGCAAUGAGGAUGUCUGAAAAUUCAAAUGUGAGCAUCACCCUGUUGAGAAUUUACUUGAAAAUGGAUGAAGUAGACAUUAAAGGAGAUGGAAAUGGAUUAGAUGACUUACUAGUCCAAGAAUUUAAGGAUAAAAAUGUAAAGAACUCUAGAGUUCUUUGCCAUGAGGUGGUAGUAAAUGAUAGUUUACAAUUGAUUGCUACAAUUCAAUCAAUGGAACAUAGUUAUGACCUUGUUGUGGUGGGUAAGGUGCCUGCCCAAAUCAAAUUUUUGAAGGAAAUGACUGAGUGGGCAGAGUAUUCAGAGCUAGGUGUGAUGGGUGAUUUCCUUUAUUCAUCAAAGUUUCAUGAUUGUAAGAUGUCUAUGUUAAUGCAACACUAUUUAAAGGUUGAGGAAACCACUCCUAGUUUCUUUAUUGACAAUGCAUAACACAAUUGAAAUUAA